CCAAACACAAAUUAAAAGGCAAUUAAAGAGAGCAAUGGCAAGUAGAAAUGAAAAGUGUAGCCAUUGUGGAACAACACUAGUGGUUCCAUCAGAGGUUCAUGUCUUCAAAUGUUCACUAUGCCAUGGAAUCACACAUUCUAGACCACCCUCAAUAAUGGGUCCAUUGAGCCAUGCAUACAAUUCUGUUUCUCAUGUUGCAGAUAGGUUUAGAGGCUUCAUAAACACUAUAACUAACAACAACAAUCCAAGAUUUGGUUAUAACAAUUAUUAUUAUCCUCCAAAUCCUUAUCAUCAUCAAUCACUAAGGCCAUGUUCUUCAUACCCUUCUAUGAUGAUGACUCCAAAUUCAUAUGGUCCAAAGAGGGCAGUGUUAUGUGGAAUUUGCUACCAUGGAAGGAGUUAUAGGCUUAGGGGAUCUGUGACUGAUGUAAAGUGUAUGAGAUAUUUUCUUAUGAACAAGUUUGGUUUUCCAAGUGACUCUAUUCUCAUGCUCACAGCAGAUGAUAAGGAGGAAAGAAAUCCACUAAGAAUUCCAACAAGAUGCAACAUUGAAAUGGCAUUAAGGUGGUUGAUUGAGGGUAGCAAGUCAGGGGACUCAUUAGUGUUCUUCUUCUCAGGACAUGGAACACAAGAAUUGGACCUUAACAUGGAUGAGAUUGAUGGCUAUGAUGAAGCAAUUUGCCCUCUUGAUUUUGAGUACCAAGGCAAGAUUCUUGAUGAUGAGAUCAAUGCCACAAUUGUUAGGCCACUACCUCAUGGUGCUAAACUCCAUGCAAUUUUUGAUGCAUGCCAUAGUGGCACCCUUCUUGAUUUGCCAUUUUUUUGCAAGAUAAACAGGGAAGGGUUUUAUAUAUGGGAGGAUCAUAGGCGUCCAAGAAUUUAUAAAGGGACAAAUGGAGGGCUUGCAAUUUGUAUUUCAGCUUGUGAUGAUGGUCAAGUCUCAGUAGAUACCUCUGCCUUAAGUGGAAGAGAAGUAACUGGUGCCUUGACUUAUAGCUUGAUCAAAGCAAUGGAAAAUAAUGAACAUGGAUUAACAUAUGGUCACUUGCUCAAAGCAAUGCGUUCAACCAUUCGUGCAACCAAAACAGGCAUAGUUGGUUUAAAUAAUGGUCCAAUUGCUUCAUUGCUAAAUACACUUCUUGGCCUAAAAAUUACUCAGGUGCCGCAAUUAUCCUCUUCGGAGAUGUUUGACAUCUAUGCAAAGCAAUUUGUGAUAUGAUAUCGAUAUAUGGAAAUUAAAGAUGGAAAAUGCUACUCAAAAUUAUUCAUUUCAUAAAAUAUAUAUUUAAAAAUGUACACUUC
This is a messenger RNA of Arachis duranensis, 1302 nucleotides long. Its product is annotated as metacaspase-1-like. Gene Ontology annotation, molecular function: cysteine-type endopeptidase activity. NCBI's taxonomy places the organism in Eukaryota, Viridiplantae, Streptophyta, Magnoliopsida, Fabales, Fabaceae. The record is from RefSeq and is a predicted model, not a curated record. Gene Ontology annotation, biological process: proteolysis. Bases 35 to 1219 code for a protein of 394 amino acids. The transcript has 5 exons.